Messenger RNA from Lactuca saligna, 495 nucleotides. NCBI's taxonomy places the organism in Eukaryota, Viridiplantae, Streptophyta, Magnoliopsida, Asterales, Asteraceae. The record is from the annotation of a GenBank genome assembly.
AUGUCAGCAUAUUGUAUCGCUAGUGAAGAUGAGAGACACGAAAAAAACCAAAAUAAAACAUCAAUAUGGGCAGGAGUGAAGGAGCUAUAUGAUGCAAAUCACGCGGAAAACCCAGGAAAGCUUGGUAACAGGAACAUAGCUCAAAUAAAAGGUCGUUAUAAACGAUUUAAUAAAAGUGUCGGCAAAUGGGUUGGUGUUUAUCGAGAAGCAUAUAGAAAAAUAAGAAGUGGAAUGAGUAUGAAAGAUAUUGAGAAUGAAGCUCAUAAAUUGUAUGAGACAAGUGGAAGCAAGUUCAAUGAGACAAUUGUUUUUAAUGAGGUUAUGUGUAAACAUCGAAAAUGGGGUUUACAGCUAGAUCAUGAUGCAACACGAUCACGUCCUAAAUAUAAAGUGGGUAAUGAAGAAAGUGGUGGUAGCACAAAAAGAUCAAUAUCUACUGAAAAAGGAAGUAUUGUGUCCAAUCCAACACAGAAGGGGCAAAUAUUACUGGUUUAA